AUGGCUAAGAAGGUCGCCCUGAGUAGUGUUUCUCUCAUCUUUGCCUGUGGAACGGCUCUGUUCUCUGAUGGUUAUGCCAACAAUGUCAUUGGUUCUGUUCUAACACGCAUAUACGGCACUGGUUCCGACGGCAUCACUACGAAUUACAGCACCACACUCUCUAGUGUCGCCUUCGCAGGCACCGUGGUGGGUAUGCUUACCUUUGGCUACCUCUCCGACAAAGUUGGGCGCAAAUUCGGUAUGAUGUCCGCAACUGGGAUCGUUGCACUAUUUUCUGGUCUCUCGGCUGCUUCGUCUGGUGCUAAUCACAGCCUUCAUGGCAUGCUUGCUAUGCUUAUCGCAUGUCGCUUCCUUCUUGGGAUUGGAGUUGGCGCCGAAUACCCUUGCGGCUCUGUGUCUGCAUCUGAACAGUCGGAGGAAGAGGGCAUUGCUAAGAACUCGCAACACCGAUGGCUGGUGCUCGCAACGAACACUAUGAUUGAUAAUGGUUUCGUUAUUGGAGCAUUCGUACCAUUGGUACUUUACUGGAUAUUCGGGGACAACCACCUUCGUGCCGUCUGGCGGCUCUCGCUUGGGCUUGGUGUAGUUCCUGCUGUUGGUGUCUUCUUUUGGCGGCUGCGCAUGGAGGAACCCAAUCGCUAUAAGCGCGAUUCAAUGAAGCAUGUUCGUAUCCCAUACGGACUAGUCGUUAAAAGAUACUGGCGUAGCCUGCUUGGCCUUUCACUGGCAUGGUUCAUGUAUGACUUCAUCACGUAUGCCAAAAACCAUUUCCAACUUAGUCGUUUUGGCAGUGUUACCGGUGGCAGUUCAUCCCUCACCAUCGUCUUUGGUUGGUCUGUUGUGAUCAACCUGUUCUACAUUCCAGGCACCGUUGUGGGUGCCUUCUGCGUUGAUCUUAUGGGUCCCAAGGUUACCAUGAUCAGUGGCCUUCUCGCGCAAGCGGUCAUUGGAUUCAUCAUGAGUGGCCUUUAUACCCAGUUGUCACAACACGUUGCCGCUUUCGCUGUGGUGUACGGCAUCUUCCUGAGCUUCGGCGAGUUUGGUCCCGGAAACUGCCUUGGUGUAUUGGCUGCAAAGUCCGGGCCUACUGCUGUACGUGGCCAGUAUUAUGGUAUUGCAGCUGCUACUGGAAAAAUAGGCGCAUUUGUUGGAACUUGGGUGUUCCCUGUCAUGAUCACGGAUUUUGGUGGCUCAAGUUCAGCUAAAGGAAACACUGGCCCCUUCUGGGUUGGCAGUGGUCUCGCCAUCCUAAGCGCGAUCGUUGUAUACUUCCUUGUGAAACCCUUGGACCACGAUGGUAUGAAGAAGGAGGAUGCCAAGUUCCGGGAAUACCUUGAAGCGCACGGUUUCGAUGUCUCACUCAUGGGUCUUCCCGAAGCUGAAACCGUGUCAUAUACGGAAGGGAAAGAGACGGAUUCAGCGGUCAAGGACACUGACUCAGCCACGAAAGUUUAG
This is a messenger RNA of Suillus subaureus, 1455 nucleotides long. RefSeq names its product major facilitator superfamily domain-containing protein. The transcript has 17 exons. The record is from RefSeq and is a predicted model, not a curated record. Gene Ontology annotation, molecular function: carboxylic acid transmembrane transporter activity. Gene Ontology annotation, cellular component: plasma membrane. Gene Ontology annotation, biological process: carboxylic acid transport; transmembrane transport. The coding region runs from base 1 to 1455 and encodes 484 amino acids. NCBI's taxonomy places the organism in Eukaryota, Fungi, Basidiomycota, Agaricomycetes, Boletales, Suillaceae.